Molecule: messenger RNA, 492 nt
Organism: Maudiozyma saulgeensis
Lineage: Eukaryota; Fungi; Ascomycota; Saccharomycetes; Saccharomycetales; Saccharomycetaceae
Source: the annotation of a GenBank genome assembly
AUGGAUUUAUCUGAGUCUAGAAAGCUAUUCAAAGAGCUGAGAAGAAAAUGCAAGGAUAUAGAAAUUAAUGAUAGAAAACUUAUCGAAACACACCAAAAACCCCUGGUUUAUAGUGCCAAGGAUUUAGAAGAGGGUGAUGAGGAUACUGAGACAGGUCAACUAAAUAAUGUUGGUGCAGAUGUAUUUAAUACACCGCUAUAUGAGUUUGAGAAUCUUAAAAAAGAAAAAGUUGAUAAAUCCGAUGAUACUUUAGCCAAGAAGACAUAUGAGAAAGAAAUUAAGGAUAUUAAGAAAUUCAAAAGUCGUGAGAGUGAAAAAGCAGAUAAAUUGGAAGAACUUGUCAAUCAUUUGAAUUCGGAUGCUAAGAACAGAUAUAAAGUUCAAAAAAAGAAAAUGGCACGUCAAGAACAACUUGCUGGUGGAUUCAUCAAUGAUAGAAAUAAACAAUUUAGUUCGAAAUUAAAUAAGGAGCGCCAAAAUGAAGGAACUUAA